Molecule: messenger RNA, 994 nt
Organism: Amoebophrya sp. A25
Lineage: Eukaryota; Dinophyceae; Syndiniales; Amoebophryaceae
Source: the annotation of a GenBank genome assembly
GUUUGGUCGUGAGCAGACGGAGACCUUUUUGCAGAGAAACAAAUUGGCUUUACUUUUGAGGAGCCAUGAGGUGCCGGAUAAUCAUAAUUUUGCGAUGCUAGCAGGUGGAGGUCAAAAUGCGCCGGCUUAUAAUCCAAACGGUACAAGAACAACAGCUGCAUCCAGAGUCGGUGGAUGUCCAACCAGUUCUUCCACCUCUCAACUCCAGAGCUACGUGGAUGGCAUUUUUGGCGCUGGUGCUGCGAAUAGUCUCUUCGGCCCUCUGAUUAAUAUUAAGGCUUCAGGUAAUCCAUCUCGUCCAGAAGCAUCUCGGGGCCUCUUCCUAAAAUGGAAAAGCAAGGCCAGGAUGACUUUCUUCAAGAUGGAUAAUUCCAGGAGGCUCUACUAAUAUGAAUAAUCCUGCCACAACUACAACACCGCCUAGUACUGGCGGAAACAGCAUGCUUCGCGGUCCAGGGUAUCAGUCUUGGCAUGGUGGUCAGUGCUACACAAUCUUUUCUGCUUCGAAUUACUGUGGAACCACUGGCAAUCGCGGAGCCGUGGGCUUGUUGACAAGAACUAUUGCACCUGCUCGCACUAGUUUCUGGGACCAUGAUUCUCAUCUUGAUUUAAGGGUCAACUUUCAAUGGUCAUUGGGGUUGGUCACUGAGAUCGAAGAGGCGGCGCCUUGAGAGAACAGGGGAAAACGAAGGGAAAGGGGAGAGCUUUGAAGGGGGUCAGUCUCUUCCGUUCAGAGUCAGUGGCCAUUGAAUGCUGAGCUUUAAUUGAUGCGUCAACAUCUGGUGCUGCUCGUGGUGGUGGUAUUGACAGGAGUAGCACAUCACCUACACCUACAACUAUGCCUUUUCUUGGAGGUGUUGCGCCUCGUUCUGCUGCACAGACUGGUGAAGAAAAGUCUAAUGCUGAAGUAGGAGAGUUUCGAAAAAGAAUAUGGCACCAGAUGAAUAUCGAGGAAGGAGACCGCAAGGACACCUUCUUGGACGACACAGGAGAG